CGUCGCGAUUCCUAUUGUUGCAUAUCAAUGCAUUAUUUCACAGUGAACGGCAGUCCAAACGCCACUGGCUAUUUGCGAGCGUAUUUAAAAUUCGAAAUGUGCAUUUAAAUAACUACCAAUUGUUCCUAAUUGAUUUCUGAGUUAUACUUACUUAUUUUAUAAUGGUGGCGGCUGACGUAUCGUCUGUAAAUAAAGAUGUCUUUCAAGAAUUGGAAAAUUUCGGCAGAUAUCAAACUUUACAAUUUAUUUUGAUCUGCCUACCACUGUUUGUUGUAUCUAUGAGUAUAGUCAACUAUGUGUUUGUUGCUGAAGACGUUAAUUACAGAUGUCGAGUACCGGAAUGCGAUGGGGUAAAUGCGACAGUUGAAGUUCCGUUAUGGUGGCCAGAAGACCCGGAUACAAGAUGUAUGCGGCCCGUCCUCGACCCAUCGUUCAACCUUACCAGAGGUCAAUGCUCCAAUGUCACUUUCCUGCCGAUUAGGGAGGAAUGCACAGAAUGGAUCUACGAAAGCGAAAACUCCGUCGUAGCUGGGUUGAACCUCGGUUGUCAGUCGUGGAUCGCGACCCUGGUGGGCAGCGCUCACAACUCCGGCAUGAUCGCUUCCAUGAUCCUCACUGGAUGGGUCGCUGACAAGGUCGGAAGAAAGCCAACAGUAAUCAUAUGUGCCAUUGGCGGGGCCCUUGGAAUAUCAAAAAUAUUCAUUACUAAUUACUACAUCUAUCUAGUGGUGGAAUUCCUAGAAUCAUUCCUUUCAUCAGGACUCUAUACAGUUGGAGUUGUUUUACUAAUAGAAGUCGCAGGAGAUCGGAAAAGAGUCCUAGCAGGAGUAAUAUUUUCCUAUGCAACUUAUGUUGGCGAAGUAUUAUUCGCGUUCUUCGCGAUGGGGCUGAAACAUUGGAAGUACCUCAUUCUAGUCGCCAACGUGCCCUCAUUAUUCUUCAUAGUCUAUUUCUUCAUACUACGCGAGAGCACUAGAUGGCAAAUGUUACGAGGGAAAAUGGACGCUGCUAAGGAAACCUUCAAAAAGAUCGCAAAGACAAAUAAUCUGAACAUAUCGGCGAAAGAAAUUGAUGAUAUUUCAGAUGAAGACUUGCGAGAGAAGUUCAAUGUGUUGGUACAGAAAGAGAAAGAAAGCUUGAGAGAAAUACUGCGUUCGAAAGAGAUAAUGGUACGACUCUUGGUUUCGUCUGCGUGCUUUUUCAGUUCGAGUUUUGUGUACUGCGGGCUGUUGGUCCAUUCGGUAUUUUUACCCGGGAACAAAUAUACGAACUUCGCCCUGGCUUCCUUGACUUCCUUCCCUGGAGAUAUGCUGGCGUUUUACACGUUCAACAAGUUUGGGAGAAAAGUUACGCUCCAAUAUGGAUAUUUUGCUACUGCCGUUUUCAUAUUAGCACAGGCGUACACACCACAUACGCUACCCUGGCUGAAGGUAGCAUUAUUCUUGUUGGGGAAAUUCGCCGUGGUGGUAUGCUUCACGGGUAUCUUCACGUACAGCAUGGAGUUAUUCCCCACCAGCAUCCGAGGGUCCCUGGUCGGUGUGGGCAAUACUGCAGCCAGGAUCGGCAGCAUGCUCUCGCCGCUUACUCCACUCUUGACGAGCGAGAUAGAGACGCUGCCGUCCAUUUUGUUUGCAUCAACCGUAAUUUUGGCUGGACUUCUUCUCAUCUUUACUCCGGAAACGAAGAACAUGCCUCUCUUCGAUACCAUCGCGCAGGUCGAGGCUUAUAAAGCGAAAAAUAAGUCCGCCGCUUAGAAUUUCUAAUUUCUAGCUUCAAGUGGGUGAAUUUUUGAAAGUUUUUUUUUACGCAGGUCGAAGUUCUGUGAUACGCGAGUGCUUUUAAGUUCAUUAUGGAAUGCGACUUUCCAGGCUACGGUCCCCAAAAAUAAUGUUGGCGCUGCAUUUUUUUUAUUAAUUUAGGUUUAUUAUAGGAAGAUUUCACAAUAAAAUGAAACACGAAACCAUAAAAAAAAACAAAGAAAAAUGUAAUAUUUUUUACACUAAUAAUAUGGUUCCGAGAAUGAGGGACUUUCCAAGCUACGGUCACCAAAUCUAUAUAGAUGGCGUUGUACAGAUUUAACAUUAUAAUUAUCUAUUUUCUCAUUGCUCGGGUACCUCAUUAUUCAAAGAUAAUUUAAUGGCAGAAGUGUACUUAUAUAAAAAUAAUUCUUGCUUGAUACUGAAAUUGUUACCUAUAUUGCUUCUCUUUAUUUUGAUUAGAAUAAUAAUGGGUGGAAGAUGUAAGUGUUGUGUCUGGAAGUAAUAAAAAGGUUAUCAUUUAUGCCCAAAAACAAAGGUGAAAGAUGCACAGGUCUGUUAUCCAUGAAAUUAGAAGGCUAAACGAAAAAAUAUUUUUUCAGCGCCAUCUAUAAUAUUUUUUUGGGGAACGUAGCCUGGAUAUUCCUUCUUUGGGAAUACAGUCGUGAGUUUAUGUUAAUGUUUUAUGUGGAUAAUUUCGGUGGGGCAUUCUUUUAAAUUACUGUGGGGGUUAAAAAGA
This is a messenger RNA of Pectinophora gossypiella (pink bollworm), 2496 nucleotides long. Its product is annotated as organic cation transporter protein-like. Gene Ontology annotation, biological process: transmembrane transport. The record is from RefSeq and is a predicted model, not a curated record. Gene Ontology annotation, molecular function: transmembrane transporter activity. The transcript has 7 exons. NCBI's taxonomy places the organism in Eukaryota, Metazoa, Arthropoda, Insecta, Lepidoptera, Gelechiidae. The coding region runs from base 162 to 1754 and encodes 530 amino acids. Gene Ontology annotation, cellular component: membrane.